GCUGGAAUGAGGAUGAUGCGGAGACGGGCCGGCGCGGCGCCAGUCGCGCGAGCGUGGCCAACCCCCGAAGAGGUUUGGCCCAGUUGGCUCCUCGGGAACGGAAGGAGAAGGACUGGGAUAAGGGCGGCAGGCUGCGCGCCCGCACCUUCACCGGCGGCAGGCACCGCGCCGGCAGCGGCGGAAAUGCCCCAAGGGUAAGCCUUGCCACCCGGGGAAAGGGAGGCGCGGUAUGAAAUCGAGGCGGUCGGGUCCAUGGGAUUAGAGCACUGGAGGCCGAAACUAUAUCAGCCGAGCGACGAUACGGGAAAAGGCAGGGAAAUUGCGAGGGCCGGCCUUCAGUGCGGGGCCGGAGCGCCAGCGAGCCGAUGUGCAGACGGGCGGCUGCCAAAUUUGCCAACGACGCACGUGCCUCGCUCGAACGUAAUGGCACCAGUGGCCGCAUCGGGCGCCUGCCACCAAGCGGGAAGCGGCUUUCCUACCGGAAGGCGGGCGCCUGCGGUAUUUCUGCCGAAGGGGCUGCGAACAGGUAGCGCGCAAAUUGUUCGGACAAAGUGGCCUCGCUUUUGGCUACGCGUUGCGCUGCGACUUACCACCGCGGCGGUGCCCCCUUAUCCGGAUCCUGCUCGCUGUCGCUUUGCGCGGCCUACAGAGCACGCGCAUGCACUUCGCCCGUUGGGGACGGGCGCGGGUCGUGCUUUGAUCUCGUCGGGCUGGCGCCUGUUCGAGCACGCUGCAGCGCUCGCGCACAGCGCCACUACGUAGCUCGCGUUCUAGAAGUCGGAGCGCUUGCCACCCGCGCGCGGUCACCGACCAUGUGCAAACUGUGUCGUAGUCCGCUUGCGUGAGCAUUUUACUUAUCGACCGAUCGCAGAAAUUAAGUGC
Molecule: messenger RNA, 882 nt
Organism: Amoebophrya sp. A120
Lineage: Eukaryota; Dinophyceae; Syndiniales; Amoebophryaceae
Source: the annotation of a GenBank genome assembly